Molecule: messenger RNA, 1935 nt
Organism: Gigantopelta aegis
Lineage: Eukaryota; Metazoa; Mollusca; Gastropoda; Neomphalida; Peltospiridae
Product: telomeric repeat-binding factor 1-like
Exons: 12
Coding region: 200-1834 (544 amino acids)
Biological process (GO): protection from non-homologous end joining at telomere
Cellular component (GO): nucleus; chromosome, telomeric region
Molecular function (GO): telomeric repeat DNA binding
Source: RefSeq, a predicted model, not a curated record
CGGAUGUUUUCGUAACUUUAAACAAAAUGAACCCCAAAGACAGCCAAGUUACUAGAAGAAUCUAUUUUGUUUUAACGUGAAAAUUAUUGCGAGAUAUUAGUUAUAUUAUUUUCAAGAGUUUAAUUAUGCGUACACAAUGUUUUCAGAAGUUGUCACACCUGUAACUGAAGUUAACAUUUAAAAAAAAUAUUAUUUGAAAAUGGCGGCAUCAUUCUGCAUGGAUGAUAGUGUCACCAAGUUAAAGCAAAUUAAUGGGUGGGUGUUGGAAUUUGUUUGCAAGAGAGUAUGGCAAGAGCUUAAGGAAACCCAUCAGGUGAAAUUGACAUCUGUAGAUUACGUUCAAGGCGUAUUGGGCGAAGAUUUCGACAAGACACCACACCACACCUGUCUAAUCCACCUGCUUCUGGUCAUGUGUAAACUGAUGGACGGUGAGAAGUACGACACUAGAUACGGCGAUGAAUAUGGCCCCACAGUGUUAGAGCAAGUGGCCUCUUCAUUCAGCUGUCUCAUCGGUCACAGAAUGAUACUCGACUGUGAAAACAUUGUCUGCAAGUCAAAUGAAUACAAAACACUUAUUAUGAAACAGGCUGUGUUUGUGUGCUGCAGGGAUGGAAAUUUUGAAAUGGCAAAAGAAGUAUUCACAAGGCAGUGGAAUGAUGUCGACGAGUCUGCAUUGGAGGCAAAGAAAGAAGUGCUUGAAGUGCUCAUGUCUGAAGACGCCCAGCAUGAAACUCUGAUGUCCGACAGCUAUGAAACAUUUCUUGAUGAAAUGAUAACAUUUCUUGAUGAAAUAUUUCGCAGAUUACCUGAGCCAUUUCUCUUUAAGUUGGCCAGGAGUUAUGACCCAGUCGUAAUGGGCACUGGCGAUGUUUCAUAUUCUGUGGAGAGCUCGUAUUUUAAAGUGGCAAACAAACAGGGUCAUAAGAGUCCGACGUCGUUGAGUCCCCAGGCAGCAGCCAGUCUGUCUGAAAAACUCCACCGCUGUAGAAUGCAGACUAUGCAAGAGCUGGCAGGCUUUGAAAAAGACUCACCUGGGAAAAAAUCUCAAAGCAAUUCAAAAAGAAGAAACUCCAGCCAAGAUGAUACAUGUAUGCAAGAUGAAAAUGAAUUGCACAAUGGUGUAAACACCGAAGUCAGGUCUCGUAAAACACCCACCAAGUCGAGAACAAAGGAUUUACCUGUCGUAGUGAAGAAAGUUAAACAAGACGAAAGAAAGCUGAAAGAGACCACAAAUAAGUCUCGUAAAACACCCACCAAGUCAAGAACAAAGGAUUUAUCUGUUGUACUGAAGACGGCUAAGGAAGACAGAAAAAAGCUAAAAGAUGCCACAAAUAAUUAUGCGGAUCAUUUUCCACUAACGCCAAGGUUUGAAGAUGAAAUGGAAGACCAAAGCUCAAGGCAGAAAAACAAAGGUGCAUCGUCAUCAGUGAUUAGUCAAGAAUUCAGGUACAAGAAAAACAGAAACCGUUCAAAUAGACAUGACCAUUCCUCCGAGCCAGAGUCUGAUGUAUCCGAUAUGGAUAUUGAUGAGGACGGAAGACCUCCACAUUUAAAACAAAUACAAGGCCAGAACAGAAUAAAACCUCAUCUUCGAUUUAAUCCAAAAUGCAACAGAACUCCAGAAGGCACUAUUCCAAGAAGUAAUUGGACAGAAGACGAGGAAGAAGCCUUUUACCUAGAAGUGAUGCAGCAUGGAGUUGGUAACUGGAAGUUAAUUCAGGAUUCUUUGAAUACUACGCGGACAAAUGUUGCUUUGAAAGACAAGUGGAGGCAACUCAACAGAAGUGGAAAAUUAUAUGAUUUGAUCAAGAAGCACGGCAAAGUUAAGAAAUGAAGCCAAUUUGGUUAGAACCCUUCAAAAAAACAGACACGGAAGAGUGAGGAAAAUAAACUUUUAAACUUUUGUUAACUGAUGUAUUAAUGUGUUGGCUCUUA